Molecule: messenger RNA, 1431 nt
Organism: Trichomonas vaginalis G3
Lineage: Eukaryota; Parabasalia; Trichomonadida; Trichomonadidae
Product: armadillo (ARM) repeat-containing protein family
Exons: 1
Coding region: 1-1431 (476 amino acids)
Source: RefSeq, a predicted model, not a curated record
AUGAUUGAUGAAGAAAUACCUCAAUACAAAGAAGGUGAGAGAAGUGAUCACACUCAAGAAAAGGAAUUAGAUGAGAUCGACGAAGAUCCUCAAUAUGAAAAAAUGGCACCUUUAGAAGAAGAAAUGCAAUUAAUUUUUCAAAAACUACAUGAACAAGAUGAAAAUAUAAUAUACGAAGCAUUAUGCGAGUUAUAUGAUGUGACAAAAGACUUUCAAUAUGAUUAUCCCGCAGAAAUUCUCGAAAAACUUUUAGAAUUAUUAUCAAUUCAAAACGAAAAACUUCAUAACGAACUUAUUUACGUCCUCAUUAAUGCAAUUAAGCAUGAAAAUGGCUCAGCUUUGUAUUUAAAAGAAAACGGAAUUUUUGAUUACAUAGAAGAUCAAUUUCCAAGCUUAUUUGCCACAAAAUUAUUACUGUAUCUAUUCAAGAAAUUCGACGAGAUUAAAUUCCACAUCAUGGGAACAGAUUUGAAAAAUAAAUUAAUCGAAUGUUUGGAUCAAACCGAUGAUGACAUACAUUUCUCAUACCUUGCAGAUAUAUGUGCUCAACUAGUGGCAAAGAAGAUCACGAAAGAGGUUACAAUCAAUACAGAUGAAAUUAUUGAGAUUUUUGACCAUUUACUUGAAGCAUUUCUAAGAAUUCCUCGCGAAGAUGAAAGCGCGGUAAUUAGUUUUGCCAACGCAUUUUCAUUUUACAUAGAUUCAAACAAAUUAUUUUUAGAAAUUUUUCUCAUAAAAGACUUAAUUGAUCUAUUCAUACAUUAUCCAUGCGACAAUCCCGGAUACGUAGAGAAUGUCCUGCUAAUGGCCUCUUCAAUCGCGAGGAAUAGUGAAGAAUGUGCAAAAUACUUAGAAGCACGACAUGCGAUGGAAUUUUGUGAGCAUUAUUUAGAUUCAGAUAAUAAAUUUGUCUUGGCCGAUGCUUUUCAUGUUUUAACUGAAUUAUUAAUUUAUAUUCCUGAACUUUGCAAUCAUUACGUUAGUAGUCAGAUAAUUCAUAAGGCUGUUGAAAUAUUUAGAGAUGAAACUACAAGUAUCUUGGUUCAAAAAGCAAUUUUAAGGCUUUCUAUUUAUAUUAUUAAUUAUAUGCCUUCUGCAGGCUUCCAUUUAGUCGAAGAGUCAGGUUUAUAUAAUAUAUUAUUUGAGAAUUGCCCUUUAACAGAUCCAAAAGAUUCAUUUUUUGUUAUUUAUGCAAUUUUAAGAUUAUUUCAAGAGGGAUAUGACAUAAGGUACUCAGAACAUGGUCACAUUUGUGAUCGUUGUCAUGAUGAUGAGCAUGAGAGUGAAGAAAAUAAGAAUGAAGUGGAAAAAAAUGAAAUUAAUGUUGAUCUUAUUGAAUGGCUAGAAGAUCAAAGAGGAAAAGGAUCAGAAAAAACAGAUUUGAUUAUAGAUGAACUUGUUAGGACACUUAAACACGAACAACCUAUAUAG